Haliotis rufescens (red abalone) is the source of this 3360-nucleotide messenger RNA. RefSeq names its product lysosomal alpha-glucosidase-like. Gene Ontology annotation, molecular function: carbohydrate binding; alpha-1,4-glucosidase activity. The record is from RefSeq and is a predicted model, not a curated record. Gene Ontology annotation, biological process: carbohydrate metabolic process. Lineage: Eukaryota; Metazoa; Mollusca; Gastropoda; Lepetellida; Haliotidae. Bases 131 to 2932 code for a protein of 933 amino acids. The transcript has 20 exons.
AUAAACAUGGCGGUCUAAUCAGCUGAUAUCAGAAUAAGGAAAUGAGAAGUGUUUUGAGGAGCAAGUCAUGUGUACAUCACGCACGGCGUGACGGUGCUUCCGCCUAGACAGUCUUCCAGACAAGUGAAACAUGGGCAUGAAGGACGACGAAGUGGAACUGUUUCUCAGAACCCCUCACAACGCCACCAGAUUGUCCAGAAAAUGGUACUUUCUUGUGGGGGUUGUCGUCGGUUUGAUUACAUCGUUCAGUGCAUUUGCCGGAGUAUAUCUAGUGUUCUUUGACCAGGUCAACAGUCAGUUUCAAAGUUGCAGCAGCCAAGAUCACAAUUCCGUUACAAAGACUCCAGUGAUAGAUGUGGCAUCAAGCCAGUGUGAUAUCUCCAAGGGUUCUGACAGAUCCGACUGCUGGCCUGAGUACCGAGAUGCCACCCAGUCCAGCUGUGAAGCCCGGGGGUGCUGCUGGAGCCCGGGGGUGGAGCAAGGCGCACCCUACUGCUACUACCCUCGCAACUUUGACCGCAGCUAUAUGCUCACCUUCUCACAGAAAACCAGUACUGGGGUCAUCGGACACUUGGAACGGACGACAAAGUCCCCAUACCCCAAUGACUCCAUGACGCUACAGUUAGAGAUAUCAGAAGAAACUAGUGAUAGACUGCACAUUAAGAUCUAUGAUCCAAGCACUUCCAGAUAUGAGGUCCCCAUUGAAUUGAAUAAGGAGCAGAGCGGUGGAGGGUCGUAUGAAGAGUUUGACAUCAAGCUGGCCAGGAACCCCUUCGGGAUAAUCAUCAGAAGGAUGUCGACAGGACAAAUACUGUUUGACACAACUGGCGUGUCCCCUCUGAUAUUUGCUGACCAGUACCUGCAGAUUGGGACUGCACUGACCACCUCCAAUGUGUAUGGCUUCGGGGAACACCGGUCAGGCUUCAAACUGGACACAAACUGGAAGAAAAUGGUGUUCUGGAACCGAGAUCAACCACCUGAGCCAAACCUGAACCUGUAUGGGGCCCACCCUCUGUACCUCAACAUGGAUGAGCAGCACAAUGCACACGGGGUGUUCCUGCUCAACAGUAACGCUAUGGAGGUUGACUUUCAACCAUUUAAUGGCACCGGUGCUGUGACCUACCGAGCUUUGGGUGGUAUUCUUGACUUCUACAUCUUCCUUGGUCCGACACCAGACAAGGUAGUCCAGCAGUACACCAGCCUCGUGGGGAGACCGUACCUGCCGCCGUUUUGGUCACUCGGCUUCCAGAUGUGCAAAUAUGGCUACAACAGUGCUGAGGAACUGAAGAAAGUGAUUGCAAGAAACAGGGCUGCCAAAAUGCCUUAUGAUGUCCAGUGGAACGACAUCGACUACAUGAAAGACCACCUUGACUGGACGUACGACAACAUGACAUACCCUGGUCUGCCGGACAUUGUGGCCGACCUUCACAACAACAGCCAGCGAUAUGUUAUCAUUGUGGACCCCGGGAUAUCUGUGACCCAGCAGCCAGGAACCUACCCCUCCUACGAUGAAGGGAUCAAGGAUGAUAUCUUCGUCAAAGCUGACAACGGGUCAAAUCUCGUUGGCAAGGUGUGGCCAGGCCUGACAGUGUUCCCAGACUUCUUCCACCCCAACAGUUCCGCGUGGUGGUACAGACAAGCUAAGAUGUACCACGACCAGGUUCCCUAUGACGGUCUCUGGGUGGACAUGAAUGAGCCGUCUAACUUCGUGACUGGCUCCAUCACGGGCUGCACCAGCAACUCGCUAGACAACCCUCCCUUCGUCCCACCCACUAUCGAUGGGUCCAGUCUGAUGGCAGGGACGCUGUGUCCGUCAGCCAAACACAGCCUCUCCACCCACUACAACCUGCACAACAUGUACGGGCUCAGUGAGAUGAAGGUCACCAGCAGUGUGUUGAAGAAGCUGCUGAACAAGCGUAGUAUCGUGUUGUCUCGGUCAACAUACCCCAGCGCAGGCGUGUACGGCAGCCACUGGCUGGGAGACAACCUCUCCAGCUGGGUCGACCUGUACUACUCCAUCCCAGGUAUUUUGAACUUCCAAAUGUUUGGAAUCCCUUUUGUUGGUGUCGACAUCUGUGGUUUUCGUGGUGACACCAAUGCAGAGCUGUGUACUCGGUGGAUGCAGGUUGGAGCUUUCUACCCCUUCAUGCGGAACCACAACAGUGGGAAGAAGGACCAGGACCCCGCAUCAUUUGACGCUAACACGCAGGCCAUCAUGAGGUCGGUGCUGGAGACACGGUACCGCCUGCUGCCCCUACUCUACACCCUCCUCUACCGCAGCCACGUCGACGGGGGCCCUGUGGCCCGCCCAUUGCUCUUCCAGUAUCCUGAGGCUGUGGCAGUAGACAAGCAGUUCCUGUGGGGGUCAGCCCUGCUCAUCUCACCUGUGUUGGAACAGGGAGCUGUAACCGUGCAGGCCUACAUUCCGGGCGAUGUCUGGUAUGACUACUACAACAUGUCACAGGUGUCCACUGUGGGUCAGAGUGUGCUACUGGACGCCCCCAUCGACAAGAUCAACCUGCACGUACGAGGAGGGUCCGUGAUCCCCACCAAGCCAGCUGCUGUCACCACCGACCAGAUGCGUGGAGAGAUGUUUGCUCUGCUGGUUGCCCUUGACGGCAACGGAACGGCAUCCGGAGAAGUCUUCUGGGAUGAUGGUGAAACUCUAGACACAGUUGAAAACAACCAGUACAGUCUUGUAACCUUCUCAGUGCAGUCUAACACCCUGAGUAACAGAGUGGUGGCCUCUAACUACACGCAUGGUGUGGAGACCUCGCUCAGUGGGGUCACAGUCCUCGGGGUUCCCGCCAAGCCUGGCUCGGUCACAGUCAAUGGGAAAGGAGCGGCAUUCACAUAUGAUGACAAGUCAAGAGUUCUCACCAUAGCAAGCCUGACUGUAGACUUGCUUCAACCCCUGUCAAUCAAGUGGUGAAAUCAACGUACACCAUACCUUAUUACAUCCCUGGUAAACUAUUGAUAUUGACUUAUUGUGUUGCAAAGGGUGAAAUUUACGUCUUAUGGGUAACAGAGAGAAUAUAGACUCAAAAUACACCAUUCUCGAGUUACUAUCUAUGUGCUUCAAGUGAAGUUAGUGCCAUGGUAACCCAGUCUCAUGUUUCACUGCUUACUGUAUAUAUAAGGCUUCUGUGAUCCUGUGACCAGAUGUACUGUACUUCGAACAAUGUUUGGCAUAUCUAAAGCAGGCUUAGAACUUCUGUCAAUGGUUUUAUUUAAGGGUCAGAGCUCCAGAUAACUUUUUGAGCAAUUGAGUUUUUACUCUAGGGUUUCUAUUUUAAUUGGGUUAUUACAUUUUUCAUUGGGUAACCAAUAUUUUUUCACUCAUCUAUUCAUCACUCUAUU